GCUGACAAAUGCAACACUGUAUAAACAAAACACCAGAGGUACUGAGUUAUCGCGUCGUGCUUCACGUUGCUGUGUAAUGGAUGACCUUUUUAAGCUUGAGAAGCUUUCCCUGGUUUCAAAGAUAUGCGUGGAACUGGAAAACCAUUUAGGAAUCAACGAUAAAGAUGUUGCUGAGUUCAUUAUUUCUCUUGCUGAAGCCAACAAACGCCUUGACAAAUUCAAGAAAGCACUUGAAGAAAAUGGAGGUGACCAGUUUGCGGAUUCGUUUGUAGAGAGCCUAUGGCGGCUGAUCCAGCACAUGAUGCCGUCUCUUACAUCUUCUUCUUCUAUUAGUAUUAAAGAAGAUGAUAAACCUAAAACAGAAAAAGAUAAAAAACGAGAAAUGUUGCCUUUUCUAGCCCUACCUAAUGAUCCCAAAGUCAUUCAUAUGUUGGAUGAUGAACUCAAGCCUUCAAUUAAAAAUAAGGAAGAGAUAAGUCAAAAAAGUAAAAUCAAAGAAAAAGAAAGAGAUGAGGAAUGGAAUAUUCGUAAAUUAAAGAAAAAUGAGAAGGAACUCGAAAAGACUGAACUGAAGAAGGAAAAGAUUACAAAGAAAGAGUCUGAAAUGGAGAUGGAUAAUCUGAUGGCCUUUUUAGAGUCUCAUGCUCCAUCAAAGCAAACAGAGAAGGCAAGUAAUCAGGCCAAGGAGAGAAAAAGAAGAUCAAGUCGCAGCCACAGUAGAGAGCGCAGGAGGUCCAGGAGUCCCAGGAAACACAAGAGGAGAAGGGAGCGAAGUCACAGCCGUGGAAGAGACAGACGAAGAAGUCACAGUAGAGAAAGACGAAGCCAUAGCAACAGUAGGGAGAGAAAUGAUGAUGGUUAUGAGAAGAGGCAUGGUAGAGAGAAGCAUGGGAACAGAAAGGACCGACACAGGAGAGACAGAAGUCGAUCUCUCAGCAAGGACGCCCACAGAAGUAGAAGUCAAGUUAGGAAUAGUCACAGCACAAGUAAUAGGGACGUGUUUAUCAGCCGUCCUCCAGAUGAAAAUCCAGUCGUAGGAAAGGUUUAUGAAGGGAAGGUAACAAACAUCUUAAACUUUGGAUGUUUUGUUCAACUAGAAGGGCUACGGAGGAGGCUGGAAGGCCUUGUGCACAUUUCACAGCUACGGAGAGAAGGACGUGUCACCAAUGUAUCAGAUGUUGUCGUUCGAGGACAAAAAGUUAAGGUGAAGGUGCUGUCAUUCACUGGACAGAAGACUUCUCUGUCAAUGAAAGAUGUUAAUCAGGAGACAGGAGAGGACCUCAACCCUAAUGUAGCACCUGUAGGGAUUAGCAACAUGGAAGAAGACUCCAUGAGAAAUCCAGACAGACCUAUGUCUCUCAUGGAACUAACUAAAGGUACUGAUGAAGAAGAUCUUGCAACAUACAAGAGGGUCAACCGAAUAUCCUCUCCUGAACGAUGGGAAUUAAAGCAGAUGAUGGCAGCAAACUGUAUCAGUAAGUCAGAAAUGCCUGACUUUGAUGAGGAACAGGGAGUGAUGGGUGGUGAAGAUGAUGAUGAGGAAGAUGUGGAAAUUGAGCUGGUAGAAGAAGAACCUGCAUUUUUGCGAGGUUAUGGCAGAGUGAGGGAAGAACUGAGUCCAGUCAGGAUAAUGAAGAAUCCUGAUGGCUCCUUAGCUCAAGCAGCAAUGAUGCAAAGUGCCCUAGCUAAAGAAAGAAGAGAAGUUAAGAUGGCCCAGAGGGAAAGUGAAAUGGAUUCUCAACCUUCAAAUCUUGGGCAAAAUUGGAAUGAUCCUCUUCCUGAGAUCCAACGCAGUGAUUCUGCCAUGUCACGGGGCUUGACAUCUCAGCAGCAAGAAGUCCCUGAAUGGAAGAGACACAUCACAGGUGGAACCAGAGGAUCAUAUGGAAAAAAAACAAACAUGACAAUAUUGGAGCAGCGGCAAAGCCUACCCAUUUAUAAACUAAGAGAUGAACUGAUCAAAGCCAUAGACGGUAAUCAGAUUCUCAUUGUUGUUGGAGAAACAGGCUCAGGGAAAACCACUCAGAUUACCCAAUAUUUGGCUGAAGCAGGAUUUACUGCCAAGGGCAAAAUAGGUUGUACUCAGCCAAGGCGAGUGGCUGCCAUGUCAGUGGCAAAAAGAGUCUCAGAAGAAUUUGGUUGUCGACUUGGUCAAGAAGUUGGCUACACUAUCCGUUUUGAGGACUGCACCAGCUCAGAGACAGUAAUAAAAUAUAUGACAGAUGGUAUGUUGUUGAGAGAGUGUCUCAUUGAUCCAGACAUGUCAAGCUAUGCUUGCAUCAUGUUGGAUGAAGCUCAUGAAAGGACUAUUCAUACUGAUGUAUUGUUUGGCCUUUUGAAACAGGCAGUAGCUAAGAGGCCAGAACUAAAACUGAUUGUUACUUCUGCUACUUUGGAUGCUGUAAAGUUUUCCGAAUACUUCAACCAGGCCCCAAUCUUCACUAUACCUGGGCGAACAUUUCCUGUUGAGAUCCUCUACACACGAGAGCCAGAAACAGAUUAUCUAGAUGCAGCCCUCAUCACUGUCAUGCAGAUUCACCUGUCUGAACCACCCGGAGAUAUUCUAGUUUUUCUCACUGGCCAAGAGGAGAUUGACACUGCUUGUGAGCUGUUGUAUGAACGAAUGAAAGCACUUGGAAGUGAUGUGCCUGAGCUUAUAAUCUUGCCUGUCUAUUCAGCCCUCCCUUCAGAGAUGCAAACAAGGAUCUUUGAGCCUGCACCUCCAGGAUCCAGGAAGGUAGUGAUUGCUACAAACAUUGCUGAGACAUCCCUAACCAUUGAUGGCAUCUAUUAUGUUGUGGAUCCAGGAUUUGUGAAGCAGAAAGUUUACAAUCCAAAGACGGGAAUGGAUUCACUGAUGGUGACACCAGUAUCUCAGGCAGGAGCCAAGCAGCGAGCAGGUCGUGCUGGACGUACUGGGCCAGGCAAGACGUAUCGGCUCUACACUGAGAGGGCUUACAGAGAUGAGAUGUUGCCCACAAGUGUACCAGACAUCCAAAGAACUAACUUAGCAUCAACAGUGCUCCAGCUGAAAGCAAUGGGAAUAAAUGAUCUUUUAGGUUUUGACUUUAUGGACCCGCCACCCACAGAUGCCAUGGUUAUGGCACUAGAAACACUUCACUCUCUCAGUGCCCUGGAUGAUGAAGGACUGCUAACUCGACUUGGGAGACGAAUGGCUGAGUUUCCUCUUGAGCCCAACCUUGCCAAAAUGUUGAUCAUGUCAGUUCACUUACAGUGCUCAGAUGAGAUCCUUACCAUUGUCUCUAUGCUGUCUGUACAAAAUGUAUUCUACAGGCCAAAGGAAAAACAAGCCCUGGCUGAUCAGAAGAAAGCAAAGUUUAACCAAGCAGAAGGCGAUCACCUCACUCUACUGGCUGUUUACAACUCUUGGAAGAAUAACAAGUUUUCAAAUGCCUGGUGCUAUGAAAAUUUUGUCCAAAUGAGAACAUUAAAAAGGGCACAGGAUGUAAGGAAGCAACUAUUGGGCAUUAUGGACAGACACAAGUUGGAUGUAGUAACUUGUGGCAAGAAUGUUGCUCGGGCACAGAAGACUAUCUGCUCAGGAUUCUUCAGAAAUGCUGCCAAGAAGGACCCACAGGAAGGUUACCGGACUCUGGUUGAUUCACAGGUGGUUUAUAUUCACCCAUCAUCAGCUCUUUUCAAUCGGCAGCCUGAAUGGGUUGUGUAUCAUGAGCUAGUUCAAACUACUAAGGAAUACAUGAGGGAAGUGACGACCAUUGAUCCCAAGUGGCUGGUGGAAUUUGCACCAUCAUUCUUCAAAUUAGGUGAUCCUACCAAGCUUAGCAAGUACAAGAAGAACCAGAGACUGGAACCUCUAUAUAAUAAAUAUGAAGAACCCAAUGCCUGGAGAAUAUCUCGUGUGAGGCGAAGAAGAAACUGAAGGCAUCAGCUCAUUAUUUUAUUUCUCAUGCAUAGUUUUUAAGAAUCAUUUUGUUGUAAUUUUAUUUUGUUUUGUCUUGAAAAAUGGAAAUAUAAGCCAUCA
This is a messenger RNA of Portunus trituberculatus (swimming crab), 4003 nucleotides long. It is a transcript of the gene pea, whose product is annotated as ATP-dependent RNA helicase DHX8-like. Gene Ontology annotation, molecular function: ATP binding; RNA binding; RNA helicase activity. Gene Ontology annotation, cellular component: catalytic step 2 spliceosome; intracellular anatomical structure. NCBI's taxonomy places the organism in Eukaryota, Metazoa, Arthropoda, Malacostraca, Decapoda, Portunidae. The transcript has 13 exons. The coding region runs from base 77 to 3901 and encodes 1274 amino acids. The record is from RefSeq and is a predicted model, not a curated record. Gene Ontology annotation, biological process: mRNA splicing, via spliceosome; spliceosomal complex disassembly.